ACGUGCUGCGCGAGAUCGUCCGCGGCGGGCACGAGCUGGCGAACCACGGCAUGCGCGACGAGCCGGCGCGCGGGCUGGGCACGGCCGAGCUGGAGCGCCAGCUGAGGGAGGUGCAGGGCUUGAUUGAGCAGGCGUAUCGAGCCGAGGGGCGGGAGCCGCCGCCGCCGGGGACGGCAGGGCGCGGGAGGCGGUAUUAUCGGCCCGGGUCCGGGUUCUUCAGCAGUCGCAUCCGCGGGGUGGCGAGGCGGCUUGGGUACAGGGUGGUGCUCGGGAGCAUCUACCCGCACGAUGCGCAGAUUGGGUGGGCGUGGGUGAAUGCGAGGCAUAUCCUGAGUAUGCUGAGUCCCGGCGGGAUUAUCAUCUGUCAUGAUCGGAGGAGCUGGACGGAGCCCAUGUUGAGGCGGGUGCUGCCGGAGAUGAAGAAGAGAGGGUAUCGAGCGGUGACGCUGUCGGAGUUGUUGGCGGAGGUUACUGGUUGAGGCCGGGGGGUUCUAUGAAUACGGAGAAUUCGUU
Chaetomium strumarium is the source of this 513-nucleotide messenger RNA. RefSeq lists its product as uncharacterized. Lineage: Eukaryota; Fungi; Ascomycota; Sordariomycetes; Sordariales; Chaetomiaceae. Gene Ontology annotation, biological process: carbohydrate metabolic process. The transcript has a single exon. The record is from RefSeq and is a predicted model, not a curated record. The coding region runs from base 51 to 479 and encodes 142 amino acids. Gene Ontology annotation, molecular function: chitin deacetylase activity. Gene Ontology annotation, cellular component: membrane.